Messenger RNA from Pristis pectinata (smalltooth sawfish), 6001 nucleotides. RefSeq names its product protein argonaute-3. Lineage: Eukaryota; Metazoa; Chordata; Chondrichthyes; Rhinopristiformes; Pristidae. Gene Ontology annotation, molecular function: RNA binding; protein binding. The coding region runs from base 417 to 3035 and encodes 872 amino acids. The record is from RefSeq and is a predicted model, not a curated record. The transcript is spliced from 20 exons.
GGCGGUUAGGUGACGGCUAUUCCGGUUGGCGAGACGCCGUUGGUGGUGAUAAAAAAAGACGAAAGCGGCGGAGAGAAAGUGUGAAGUGAGCGGGACCGGAGGGUCGGCCGGUGAGGGAGGCAGCCAGCGCCGCACGGUCCUCCCCGCCCACAAACCACAGGCUUCCCUCAGUGUUUCCAAACCGUCAGCGCCGCUCAGGAGGUGCGCCCGCUGGGAGCCGGCCCGUCCUCCCGCCCGCCCGCCCGCCGGGUCCCACAGCCCACCGAGCGGGGCUUCGCCUGUCGCCGGGUCCCACAGCCCACCGAGCGGGGCUUCGCCUGUCGCCGGGUCCCACAGCCCACCGCCGGCAGGUUCCCAUCCGUCAAGCGGCCGCUGCAAACCCAGCGAAGGAGCGUGUGUAGGAAGGGGCUCCAUGAAUGGAAAUCGGAACCCCAGGAGCUGUUGGGGCUCAGCCCCUCUUCACGGUGCCAAGGCGUCCAGGAUGUGGCACCAUGGGAAAACCGAUUAAACUGCUGGCCAACUGCUUCCAAGUAGAUAUCCCAAAGAUUGACGUCUACCUCUAUGAGGUAGAUAUUAAACCAGAUAAAUGUCCUCGCAGGGUUAACAGGGAAGUGGUUGACUCUAUGGUUCAGCAUUUUAAAGUUCAGAUUUUUGGAGAAAGAAGACCUGUCUAUGAUGGGAAAAGGAGUCUCUAUACUGCUGAUCCCAUUCCGGUCAGCAGUACUGGGGUGGAUUUGGAGGUGACGUUGCCAGGAGAAGGGAAGGACCGAAUUUUCAGGGUGUCAAUAAAAUUUGUUUCAAGGGUGAGCUGGCACUUGCUACAUGAAGUCCUAACAGGUCGUAGCAUGCCAGAGUUGCUGCCUGGAUUGGAUCUGGACAAGCCACUCAGCACAAAUCCUGUCCAUGCUGUUGAUGUUGUCCUUCGACACCUUCCCUCCAUGAAGUAUACCCCUGUUGGCCGCUCUUUCUUUUCUGCUCCUGAAGGGUAUGACCAUCCAUUGGGUGGUGGUAGAGAAGUCUGGUUUGGUUUCCAUCAGUCUGUCAGACCUGCCAUGUGGAAAAUGAUGCUAAACAUAGAUGUUUCUGCCACUGCUUUCUAUAAAGCACAGCCUGUAAUUCAGUUCAUGUGUGAAGUUUUAGACAUACAUAAUAUUGAUGAACAACCACGACCUUUGACUGAUUCCCAUCGUGUCAAAUUCACCAAAGAGAUAAAAGGAUUGAAAGUUGAAGUAACUCACUGUGGACCUAUGAGGAGAAAGUACCGUGUGUGCAACGUUACCAGGCGACCAGCCAGUCAUCAAACGUUUCCCUUACAGCUAGAAAGUGGACAGACUGUGGAAUGCACAGUGGCUCAGUAUUUCAAACAGAAAUACAACCUUCAGUUAAAGUAUCCACAUCUGCCCUGUCUGCAGGUGGGACAGGAACAGAAACACACCUAUCUACCACUUGAGGUCUGUAACAUUGUUGCGGGGCAGCGCUGUAUCAAGAAACUGACAGACAAUCAAACAUCAACGAUGAUCAAAGCAACAGCACGCUCCGCACCUGAUAGACAAGAGGAGAUAAGUAAACUGGUAAAAAGCGCAAACUAUGACGCGGACCCUUUCGUCCAGGAGUUUCAGUUUAAAGUCCGAGAUGAAAUGGCUCAUGUGACAGGGCGAGUACUUCCAGCUCCCAUGCUGCAGUAUGGAGGGAGGGUGGAACCAAGUCAUUUCAGAUUACAAACUAAUCGAACAGUUGCUACUCCAAGUCAUGGUGUUUGGGACAUGCGGGGGAAACAGUUCCAUACAGGGGUUGAAAUCAAAAUGUGGGCAAUAGCAUGUUUUGCAGCACAGAGACAAUGUAGAGAAGAAGUACUUAAGAGUUUCACUGACCAGCUGAGGAAGAUAUCUAAAGAUGCAGGAAUGCCAAUUCAGGGCCAGCCAUGUUUUUGUAAAUAUGCACAAGGAGCUGAUAGUGUGGAGCCAAUGUUCAGGCACCUGAAGAAUACAUAUUCAGGACUCCAGCUUGUUAUUGUCAUUUUACCUGGGAAAACUCCUGUCUAUGCUGAAGUGAAGCGUGUGGGGGAUACUCUCCUAGGAAUGGCCACUCAGUGUGUUCAGGUGAAGAAUGUUGUUAAAACAUCUCCACAGACAUUAUCAAACCUUUGCCUGAAGAUAAAUGUGAAAUUAGGUGGAAUCAACAACAUUCUGGUACCACAUCAACGACCAUCCGUGUUCCAGCAACCUGUGAUUUUCCUGGGAGCUGAUGUCACACACCCACCUGCUGGAGAUGGCAAGAAGCCCUCAAUUGCUGCUGUUGUAGGCAGUAUGGAUGCCCAUCCUAGUCGUUACUGUGCCACUGUGCGUGUUCAGAGACCUCGACAGGAGAUCAUUCAAGAUUUGGCAUCAAUGGUUCGAGAACUUCUCAUCCAGUUUUACAAAUCAACACGUUUUAAGCCCACACGAAUUAUAUUUUAUCGAGACGGGGUUUCUGAAGGGCAGUUUCGUCAGGUAUUGUAUUGUGAGCUUUUGGCGAUUCGAGAAGCGUGCAUCAGCCUGGAGAAGGACUAUCAACCUGGUAUUACAUAUAUCGUGGUACAGAAGCGCCAUCAUACACGAUUAUUCUGCGCUGAUAAGAAUGAAAGGGUUGGGAGAAGUGGAAAUAUUCCAGCAGGAACUACUGUAGAUACAGAUAUCACCCACCCAUACGAGUUUGAUUUUUAUCUCUGCAGCCAUGCUGGGAUACAGGGUACGAGUCGCCCUUCUCACUAUCAUGUUCUGUGGGAUGACAACUGCUUCUCUGCAGAUGAGCUUCAGCUCCUUACCUAUCAGCUAUGUCACACUUAUGUGCGCUGCACGCGCUCUGUAUCUAUCCCAGCACCAGCCUAUUAUGCACAUUUGGUGGCAUUUAGAGCAAGGUACCACUUGGUGGACAAAGAGCAUGACAGUGCUGAAGGCAGUCACAUUUCUGGUCAGAGUAAUGGACGUGACCCUCAGGCUCUUGCCAAGGCUGUGCAGAUUCACCAGGACACCUUGCGCACUAUGUACUUCGCUUAAGUUUGGGAAAUUCUCUCCAGAAGGAACCGAAGAUCACAGCCUGCAAUUCCAGUGGGGUCAGUUUACGGGCAUGUCUCCAGCCAUACUGUAACUUUCACUGUGCGGGGACAAUAGUUUCAUAAACUGACGAAAAGAGAUUGUUUACCUACGAAGAUCAUAGCACUAUUAUGCAAUAUGAAACCAGCCAACUGCUCCGUGUGUGUGUAUGCGCGUGUGUGUGGCGUGUGCACGCGCGUGCGUGUGCUCCGUCAGACCUCAUGUCUGUGUCUUUCCUUUUUUUUUCAAUAUAAUUUCCUUUUUGCCUUUACCUCAGUGUUUGGCAGCACAAAACUCAUCUUUAUCAAGCAACAUGAAAAUGGGACAAAGAAAAAACAGUUCGACAAACCUUGGAUCUCAAAGCAAGUCACUAAUUAGUUCAGAAGUCCAGUCAUUUGCUUGGAGUCUUCAACUUAGGAGGGUGGGGAGGUUGGAGAGGGAGGUGAAGACGUGCUUGAAAAUAUAUUCUAGGGAAUAACUACCAAUGCUUCAUAAGAUCGAAGAAGUCCACCUCCACCAUGCCACUGUUCAAAUUCUGCUUACUGGUUAAAUUGUCAAUUAAGUCAACUGACUGUUGAACCUAGCUAUUAGUUAUGGUAAGCUCCAUAAACAGAGCAGUGGAAUUUUAUAUACGUAAUAGAAGAUAAUAUCCAGUGCUUGGAUAAUCCUUAUUAUAGAUGGUGUGAGAGGAUCUUUUGAAAAUUCCAAGAAUUGGGGCCUCUGUUUAAUGUAGAAAUUUCUGCUUUUUUGUUACUGUUUACUUGCUAGCUCACAACUAAAUGUGAUGUUUUUUUUUGUUUUAGCAUUCUAUAUUUAUUAGAAAAAAUAAUGCUUAAUUUAAUAUGGAUUUACAUUAAAAUAUAGUAGCAUCAAUUCUAUUUAGUUCUGGAAUGUAACCGUGUUGUAUACUGACAGAACAUUGCUACCGUUAGUGCAAUAAGCGGUUGGUAAGAAAGCCCGUGUCCUACGCUGUUCUGGAGCAGCAGUUGUACCACUAUAAUCGUGGGAGAGUGGACACCUCCGCACUUCAGAACCUUAUCAGUUUUAAUAAGAAAAAGUUGAAUGCAAAAAAAAAUAGUAGGGCUGGGAUGUUUUAAUAUUACUUUAUUGGGACAUUGAUUUAUUUAAUUUACACAUCUAAUCACUGAAAUGUGAAUUUUUUUCAAAUAUUUCUGUUUUAUUUCAGUCAUUCCAUUUUAAGGUAUACCAGUUUUUUUUUAUUUGGAAAUUUUUCAUAAAACAGCUCGAUGUGUCAUUGAUACAAAUCUCAUGACGUUGUUUGCACUUUGUAAAAUCUCAUGAACUGCAUAUUUUAUCUAACGGUUGUCAUUGCACUGGCUCGAUCUGCAAUAUACAAAAUGCUGCAGCCUUCUUGAUGGAUGGGCAUUGCCUCUGUCCCAGCCCUACAAAAUCGCCUCUCCUCCACAUGAAAAUACCUAUUUUUAGAAAAAAAGACUAGAACUUUAUGGAAACAAAAGACACUGCAGAAUUUUCCUUCCCUUUCACAAAAGCUGGGCCCUUGUUCAAUGUGUUGAUCAUAAAGCAAACUAAUUUUUUUUUCAAUUUAUUCCACUUCAUCUCUUAAAUGUGGGAGGGGGUAAUACUCUUUGUAUGAUAUACUAGUUUUCAAAGGAUAUUCCUGCUUUACAAUGAAAUGUAGGAGUCCAAAUUGAUUCUUCAGGCAUGUUCACAGUAUUGAAAGCUUAAAGUCUACCAACUUUAUAACGAUUUCUUUCCGUCCAUGGUGUAGCACACCAAUCUGAUUAAAUCAAUCUGAGUUCAAUUAAAAGACUUCAGAUGGAUUUGUUAAUUUAUAAAGGCAAAUAACAAUUAACAUCACUUAAAAAUCAAUCUUUCAUUCUGGACAUUAAAGUCUGAAUAGUAUGCAUUUAUUUAGCUAUUCUUUGUAUGAAAGAGUUGUUCAUUACCCGUUCAUUUUGUGCCUUUUAGAAACAUGUAUAUUUUUAGUGUGCAUGUAUUUUCCAGUUGCAGUUAAUCAUAAUUUUCCACUGAGUUCCUUGUGUUCAAGAACACAGCAGUAAAAUAGAGUUACUCUGAACCUUGGUCAUUUACUGAUUUAUGAUGCAUCUGCGUAAGAAACACAUCCUUGCUGUGAUCCCAUUUCACUUAGUUGAUUUUAAGAAAAUAGUGCAAAUUAUACCAUUCCUACAAAUUUAUUGUUGCCUUUUGUGAUAGAUUGGUACUUUUGAUAUCUGUUACUCUUCAGUUCUUAGUUUACAAUACCAAAAAAGGAUUGACUGUUUCCAAUGAAACAAAAGUGCUUUGCUUGAGAGGAAGUUAAUGAGCUUUAAAUAGAUUCAUUCCAAUAGUUUUUAAAUCUAGUUUUUAAAUGCUGCUAAUUGAAAGAAAUCAGUUUCUUUAAAUUGUGUCUGUUUUGUGGAGAUCGGUUGCAGCUCUAGUUGUACAUGAUUGUUAGAACAUCUUAAAAAUAUCAAAAUACCUCUGACACUUUUAUUGUUAGUUUUAUAAUUGGAUGUUAUUGAUUUUUGACAGUGAACUCCACAAGUGACUGGUUAGUUUAUGUUGCUCAAGAAAUUUUGCUUUGAGAAUGAGUAAACUAAAACUACUACAGCAUUAUUGAGAAUAAUUUCAAGCGUCAAAUAAUUUUAGUCAAUCAGAAGUAAUUCAGAGAAUCUCCACUUAGUUCUUUUUAAAUCAGAAUCCUUUGGUGGGCUGUUUUUCAGGACUCUUUUUUUCUUCGGAAUUCCUUGGCUGAUAUUACUAAUAUUCUUACAAAAUAUUAAUGAAUCUAUCUUCAUGAAGCAGUGAUUUUAGGGGACAGUUCCAGCUAUUAUUUUACUCUGCUGUAAAAACCAUUGCAUGGACAUGUCUCCAGAUGCAACUUGGCUAAAUUAAAUCUUUCAAUGCAUUCUUCAUCAAAAAGUGCUUUGAUGGACAAAAUAGGCAUG